Penicillium canescens is the source of this 1791-nucleotide messenger RNA. Its product is annotated as flavin-containing monooxygenase. The record is from RefSeq and is a predicted model, not a curated record. NCBI's taxonomy places the organism in Eukaryota, Fungi, Ascomycota, Eurotiomycetes, Eurotiales, Aspergillaceae. Gene Ontology annotation, molecular function: flavin adenine dinucleotide binding; NADP binding; N,N-dimethylaniline monooxygenase activity. The transcript has 5 exons. Bases 1 to 1791 code for a protein of 596 amino acids.
AUGGCCUAUAAACUCCAAAAACAUUUGGAUGAAUAUGUGGAAUUCAGAAUUUUUGAAAAGUCCCCGGAUUUGGGUGGGACCUGGUAUGAGAAUCGGUAUCCAGGCUGUGCUUGUGAUGUGCCCAGUCACGUUUACCAGUUCUCAUUUGCACCCAAUCCUGACUGGUCUGAGUUCUAUGCAUCAUCGACUGAGAUUCAAAACUACCUGAAAAAUGUUGCAAAACGCUUUGAUCUGGAACGUUAUAUUCAUUACAACUGCGAAGUGACAAGCGCCACGUGGGACAAGACCAAGGCAACUUGGGCUGUAGAUGUUGAAGAUUACGGGACAGUUGAGAGUGAGAUUCUCAUCAACGCUGGCGGCAUUCUCCACCAUCCACAGAUGCCAACAAUCAGCGGGCUGUCAUCUUUCGAGGGUCCCUUGCUGCACACUGCUCGCUGGGAUUCAGCUAUCGAUUUGAAGGGCAAACGUGUCGCUAUUAUCGGGGCAGGCGCUAGUGCCGUGCAACUACUUCCCAAAAUCCAGCCUCUCUGCGAGGAUGUUGACAUCUACAUCCGCACUCCGUCGUGGAUAUGUCCACCAGCUGGGCAGCAAGCGUCUGACAACAAUAAUCCGAAGUACAGUGAAGACGACAAACAAGGAUUCCGUCAAAAUCGAGAUUCUUAUUUAGAGAUGCGCAAAGGCCUCGAAAGCCCGUUUAACUCAAACUUCAAAGCAUUCAUCAAAGGGAGCCUCGAGCAAACAGGACUUCGGAAGAAGUUCGAAGUACGCAUGAAAGAGCUUAUUCAUGACGAAUACCUGCAGUCAAAGCUCAUUCCAACAUUUGAGGCCGGGUGCCGGCGGAUCAACCCUGGUGAAGGAUAUCUCCUGGCACUCCAGGAGGCGAAUGUUCAUCCUAUUUUUGAUCCAAUCUCAGAAAUCGUCAAGGAAGGUGUUACAGUGGAGCUAGAAAACGGCUCUCGGGAGAUACGUGAAGUAGACGUGCUCAUCGCCGCAACGGGAUUCAACACCAGCUUCAAGCCAAGAUUUCCUAUUAUUGGCCGAGACUCAAUGAACCUUCAAGAUAAAUGGAGUUCGGAUCCCGUUUCAUAUCUCGGCACGGGGGUCUCGGGCUUCCCCAAUUACCUGGUGUUUCUGGGUCCCAAUACUCCUAUAUCAAAUGGCAGUUUAAUGGGUCCAUUGGAAGCCACUAGUGACUAUUUCAUCCGCAUUUUACGAAAGGUCAUACGUGAGCGUGUGCGAUCGUUCGAAAUCCGCCAAGAGGUCGAGCAAGAUUUCGAUUGCCAUACAGUGGAAUUGAUGAAAGACAUGGUUUGGACAGGAUCUUGCCGUAGCUGGUGUAAGUUGUUUAAUGCCCCGCUUCUAGCUGUUAUGGUUUGUGUUCUGUUUUCUUACGUACGCUGUAUAGUCAAACCUACCAACGGGAAAGUGACUGCUCUGUACCCGGGGAGCUCUCUACAUUACAUGCAAACUCUCUCAGAAAACCGCUGGGAGGAUUACAUUUGGACCUAUCAAGGCCGUACUCGGUUUGAAUACUGGGGAGCUGGACUAUCAUGGAUCGAAGCGCCAGAGCGAGAUCCAUUGGGAAUAGCGGAACGAGAGGCUUUUGCCCAGACGACAUCAGUUCCAAAGAAGGGGGCAGAUCGUAGCUUUUAUAUUUGGGAUGGUGAGCCAUUACCAAGCAAACGUGGGCGUUCCAAGGGAAAUGAUGCUUCUUCCUUGGCUUUAUCUCACGAGGUCAUUAAAAGAGGAUUUUGGUGGAACUUGAAGAGGUUUCUGUACAUAGAAGGAUAG